Messenger RNA from Caenorhabditis elegans, 473 nucleotides. RefSeq lists its product as uncharacterized. Bases 72 to 473 code for a protein of 133 amino acids. Lineage: Eukaryota; Metazoa; Nematoda; Chromadorea; Rhabditida; Rhabditidae. The record is from RefSeq and is marked reviewed. The transcript has 3 exons.
AGCUCGAUAUUGCUCCAGUCAGGAUAUGAUUUGUUGAUGUCGUCAGCGCGAUGAAUUCCGUCACAUAAAAUAUGCACAAAAUCGUCAAUAACGAUCAGAACAAGAUAUUGGUCAUCGCAAAGUCAAAUGCUCAAUCUCUGCGGAAGACUUUUCUACACUCGUGCCUUCUGAAAAUGUCGCUCUCUCAGCCUUGGUCGCAUAGUUUUGAAAUCUGUCAAGAACACAAUACGCAGAAGCGCAUCAGCUAUUCACGGCUACAUCGAUCAAUUGGACGUCUCCGUGUAUUCCUAACAGAUGAUAACUCUAUAUUGAAAUCAACAAAUAAAUUUAUUAAAAUGUAUAUUUUAGUAUUUUCCACAGUUAUCAUGGCACAAUCAUACUCCUGGGCAAAAAAAUACAACAGUCGAUUUGGCUUGUUCAUAGAAAGUCAGUACUUCCAAAAUGUUCUAGCUCCGCAGGCAGCUGAAAUAUGA